GCGCGCGCGGCCAAUCAGCGCGCGGGGCCGGCCGCGGGGUGUGUGAGGACGCGCGCCCGCGCCGCCGCCCGCCACACGGGCAGUUGCCGUGGUACCUGCUGCCGCCGCGCGCACGCAGAGCAUCGGAGGCUGCAGCCAUGACGUCGCUCAGUGAAAAUGUCCUUUUUGGCAUGGGAAAUCCACUUCUUGACAUCACUGCUAUAGUAGACAAGGAUUUUCUUGACAAGUAUUCUCUUAAACCAAAUGACCAAAUCUUGGCUGAAGACAAACACAAGGAACUGUUUGAUGAACUUGUAAAAAAAUUCAAAGUCGAAUAUCAUGCUGGAGGCUCUACGCAGAAUUCCAUUAAAGUGGCCCAGUGGAUGAUCCAGCAGCCACACAAAGCUGCCACAUUUUUUGGCUGCAUCGGGACAGAUAAAUUUGGGGAGAUCCUGAAGAAAAAGGCCGCGGAGGCCCACGUGGACGCGCAUUACUAUGAGCAGAAUGAACAGCCCACAGGAACGUGUGCUGCGUGCAUCACGGGCGGCAACCGGUCACUCGUGGCUAACCUUGCAGCUGCCAAUUGUUAUAAGAAGGAAAAACAUCUCGAUAUGGAGAAAAACUGGACGCUGGUAGAAAAGGCUAAAGUUUAUUAUAUCGCAGGAUUUUUUCUUACAGUUUCUCCGGAAUCAGUGUUAAAAGUGGCCCACUAUGCUUCUGAAAAGAACAGAAUCUUUACAUUGAAUUUGUCUGCACCAUUUAUUAGCCAGUUCUACAAAGACUCAUUGAUGAAAGUUUUGCCUUAUGUUGACAUACUUUUUGGAAAUGAGACGGAAGCUGCCACUUUUGCUAGAGAGCAGGGCUUUGAGACUGAUGACAUUAAAGAGAUAGCCAAAAAGGCCCAAGCGCUGCCAAAAGUGAACUCCAAGAGGCAACGAAUCGUGGUUUUUACCCAAGGGAAGGACGAAACUAUCAUGGCUACAGAAAGUGAAGUCACCACUUUUGCAGUCUUGGAGCAGGACCAGAAAGAAAUCGUUGAUACCAAUGGCGCUGGAGAUGCAUUUGUUGGAGGUUUUCUGUCUCAGCUCGUCUCUGAAAAGCCCCUGACUGAAUGUGUCCGUGCUGGCCACUACGCAGCAAGUGUCAUAAUCAAGAGAACUGGCUGUACCUUCCCCGAGAAGCCAGACUUCCGCUGACGGGAAGCAGGAGUCCGACCCCGGGAGGACAAACACUGCCCUGACCGCAUCCCAAGAACUCCCACAUCAGUCAAGAAGAAAAUCAUCUGCCAUCUUUUCCGACUCUGAUAAUGUUCAUUCUUAAUUUAGAUGGUCCAGCAAUGCUCAGUAGAAUCUUUACUCUCCUAAAUAACCUACGAAAAUGAUGCUUAUUUCCGUAGUUGGAUAGUGCUGCUUAAAUGUCAAUUAAACAGGAAUCUAUAACAUUUCAAUUGAAAUUUUGAUUUCAUUUUCAAUUGCUUUUAAAAUAUAUGUGUAUUUAGCAAACUAAUCAUUUUUUACAUUUCUGCUUUGAAUGCAGAUGCCAUUUAAUAUAAUAGCUUUUUUAAAAAGGAAUUAAUCCUAGUACAUCAAUCUCUAGCUUUUUAUAUAAGUAUAUUUAAUUUAGGAGUAUGUGUAUGUAUGUACCACAUAUAUACAUGAUGAAUGGUCAAAUAACAGAAAUAAUUAUCUUGCCAAAUAAUCUCUUCUGUGUGUACUUGAGUGUAAUCAACUUUGAGAAUAAUUAAUUUGCCAAAGUUUGAGUUCUGUUAUAAUACUCAAAUCAUAAUCUUAUAUUUACAAUGGUACUCUGUAAUUUGAUACAAAUAAAUAAAAACUUAUCAGCUGGGAA
This is a messenger RNA of Sorex araneus (European shrew), 1827 nucleotides long. RefSeq names its product adenosine kinase (gene ADK). NCBI's taxonomy places the organism in Eukaryota, Metazoa, Chordata, Mammalia, Eulipotyphla, Soricidae. The record is from RefSeq and is a predicted model, not a curated record. Gene Ontology annotation, molecular function: adenosine kinase activity. Gene Ontology annotation, cellular component: cytosol; nucleus. Gene Ontology annotation, biological process: purine ribonucleoside salvage. Bases 138 to 1175 code for a protein of 345 amino acids. The transcript is spliced from 11 exons.